Poeciliopsis prolifica (blackstripe livebearer) is the source of this 1697-nucleotide messenger RNA. RefSeq names its product WD repeat, SAM and U-box domain-containing protein 1-like. Gene Ontology annotation, biological process: protein ubiquitination. Bases 182 to 1627 code for a protein of 481 amino acids. Gene Ontology annotation, molecular function: protein binding; ubiquitin-protein transferase activity. The transcript is spliced from 11 exons. The record is from RefSeq and is a predicted model, not a curated record. NCBI's taxonomy places the organism in Eukaryota, Metazoa, Chordata, Actinopteri, Cyprinodontiformes, Poeciliidae.
GUGUGCUGUAGGCGGAAGCAGAGAAAAACUUCAUAACGAGCAAGGGCCUCAUUUCACUUUCUGGACAUUUGUCAGUUUUCAAACAGCAGGCAGAAAGUAGAAGAGCUUCUUCCUGCAUGUACAUUAGGACCAUUUGCGUCACCCUGACACUGAUUCACGGCCAGAAUCAACAGGUGGCAACAUGGUCUCUUUAAUUCACACAAUUCGAGAUCAUACAGACGAGAUCAGCUGCUGUGCCUUCUCUCCGUCUGCUCUGGUGACCGGAUCAGCGGAUAAAACUCUGCGGGUGUACAGCACGGCGGACUUUAAGGAGUUGCCCUUCUCUCCUCUGACGGGUCACGGCUACGGGGUUCACCGCUGCUGCUUCAGCUCCUGCGGCAGCUACUUGCUAAGCUGCUCCACGGACGGCUCCAUCAUAGUUUGGAGUUCGGAGACAGGAGAGCGACUCUCGGCGGUGGAGCACCCGGGCCGCAGCCCGCUCCGAGUCUGCGCGUUGGCGCCGGACUCCUGCCUCCUGCUGGCGGGUGCCUGUGAUGGCACCGUGGCCCUCUGGGACUUCCCUUCCAAGACACUACGCAGAUGUGCUGCAGCAAGUGAAGCCAGCAUUGUGGCCUGCAGUUUCUCUCCCUGCUCUCAGGUUUUUGUGACCGGCUGUACCCAUGGAGACCUCAAACUCUGGGAUGAUCACAUCAGCCUUCUGCUUGCUCAGAAAGACGCCCAUGAUUUGGGCGUCACCUGCUGCAGCUUCGCACCUCACUUCAAAAUUGAAGACUCCUGCGUGGAGCUUCGACUGGCCUCCUGUGGACAGGACAGUCUUCUGAAAGUAUGGAUUGUUUCUCAGCGUGAGGGAGCAGUGUGGACCAUGAUUCUUCUUCACAUUCUCACUGGUCAAACGGCUCCAGUUCUAUCCUGUGCUUUCUCUGCUGAUGGAGAGCUGGUGGUCUCUGGAUCGGUGGAUAAAAGUGUAACGAUAUACGAUGCCAACCUGGGAACCCUGCUCCACAUUUUGAAGCAACAUGACAGAUAUGUGACAGCGGUCGCUCUGUCUCCUGCCUUUGGCCUGAUGGCAACCGGCUCAAUGGACAGAUCAGUAAAAGUGUGGAAGAUUGGAGCAGAUGGAUAUGAAGAAAUUGCGGCUGAAUCACAGCAGGUGCCAUGUCAAGGAAGGAAUCUGCCAGGUCACUCCAGGUUGCUGCUUUCUGAUUGGACAGAGGAGGAUGUGCAAAGCUGGCUGCGUGAAGAAGGACUGGAGGAGCUUGUCAUGAUUUUUAAAGCCAACAAUAUUGACGGGUCAGAGGUGAACCACAUGAGCAAGGAGACUGUGGCUGAGCUGGGAAUAGAGUCUGUAGGUCUUCGUGGACGUCUCCUGAGGAAAAUUGAGGCCCUGAAGGCAGAGCAGAGCGGCUCAGAAGCUCCGGAUGAGUUUCUGUGUCCAAUCACCAGAGAGCUGAUGAAGGAUCCAGUCAUAGCUGCAGAUGGGUACUCCUACGAACGAGAAUCUAUCGAGAGCUGGAUCCGAGGCAAGAACAAAACGAGCCCAAUGACCAACCUGCCCCUGCAGACGACUCUGCUGACCCCCAACAGAUCCCUGAAGAUGGCAAUAACCCGCUGGAAGUCCAGUGACUAAACCAGCAGCUCAUUUUAAAUUUUCUAAAAUGCCACAGGUACUUAAACUUUUGUAAUUGCCAGAAAGGUAA